AUGAUUGUACACCUCCUAUUCCGGCUUAAUUGUGUGUUCAUUUUGUUAAUAAAGAAGCAUCUGAUUUUAUGGCUGGGUACAUUGAGAAUAUAUAAAACCUUUCUUUUUUUGGACAAUUUGUUUCCCUUUGACCAAUCUUUGUUACUUGCCUACACAUUUGUGCAUAGCGUGCUGCUCCAGCGCGAUCGCUUUGUGUGUUGCCUCGAGUCGCGCCGCCACUAUGCCUGCGUUGAGGCCGAGGCCGCUGCCACUCUCGACGCCCUCUGUUGCGCGCUCUCGCCGACGGCGUUCGCAAAGCCUUGUCGCGGCGCUGCAAGUGUUGCCCCCCUCCUCCCCAAGGGCAAGGUGAAGGAAGGUGCCUGUGUGGUUCUUCUGCACCUCGUAGCAAGGAUUGUUGUGUCCAACCUGCGCAAGAAUGCCAAGAAGUCCUUCUCAGAUACGAUUAAGGACAUGUACCUGCACUACAACGAGAGAUCUGGGCUGCUUCUUUGUGGCUUCCAAACUUGA
This is a messenger RNA of Triticum turgidum subsp. durum (durum wheat), 507 nucleotides long. Lineage: Eukaryota; Viridiplantae; Streptophyta; Magnoliopsida; Poales; Poaceae. The record is from the annotation of a GenBank genome assembly.